AUGGGGUGUUACAGUAUAGAUUGUGGCGCCAGCCGCGUUCUAAAGGGCGAGUCAAACAAUUUCGGUAUCGUGACACGCUUCGAUCUUAACACCUUCAAGGCGCCAGCCACGCUUUGGGGAGGUUCAGUCGCGUUCCCGUUCUCGGCUAGCCCAAGAGUUAUAUCGGCGAUGCAGAAGUUCGUCUCAGUUCUCGGCAACGAGGGGCGCAGAGCAGAUUUGGCGAUUGUUUUCUGGAACUACAUCCAAGGCGAAACCCUCACGGAGCCGUUUAUAAGCAGCGCGCUGCAUAACGUCGAUGGCACAGCUAAUGCUCUGGGACUUGCCGACUUUUUGGGCAUUCCAGGCAACGUCACGUCGGCGUUACGUACCGACACGCUAGCCGAGUUUACUAAUGAGUUGGAGUUGCCACAGGGCAGUUACAAAGCCUGGCGGACGCUGACAUUUUAA
This is a messenger RNA of Pyricularia grisea, 447 nucleotides long. RefSeq lists its product as uncharacterized. The record is from RefSeq and is a predicted model, not a curated record. Lineage: Eukaryota; Fungi; Ascomycota; Sordariomycetes; Magnaporthales; Pyriculariaceae. Bases 1 to 447 code for a protein of 148 amino acids. The transcript has 2 exons.